Gongylonema pulchrum is the source of this 372-nucleotide messenger RNA. The record is from the annotation of a GenBank genome assembly. Lineage: Eukaryota; Metazoa; Nematoda; Chromadorea; Rhabditida; Gongylonematidae.
AUGCCACUUUUACAGGGAUUGGAUUGGAAUCAACCACACACCGACACCGAUAGUGUCUUGGAUGGCAUCGAAACACUGCAUUAUAUUUUAGCGGCAGAUGUUUUCUAUGACAUUACAGUUUUCAAGCCAAUCGUGCAAACCAUCGCUUUGCUACUUCGGAGAUUCCAGAAAGCCAUUUGUAUUUUUGCUUACGAGGAAAGGGAUAGCAACUGGUCCAUUGAAGAUUUGCUUUUGUUGAACGAGUUGUGCUGCCGGCGGAUUCGGGUCGUCAACACAGAUCUGCAUACAAUUCAUAUUGGAAUCAUUGGUAAUAAAGCAGGUGGACAGUUUUGUGACUGUUUUUUCAAAAUACUUUUUCUCGAGCUUGCUUAA